GUCUCUUCAUCUGUUCGUCCGAUGUUCCCAUUGACCACAGGGCCUUAUUACAUCUAAAGUCUUGAAUCAACUCAUCAUUUGUUAACGGUGACAGCCCAAUAAAGAAGCCAACCAGCGUUGGCCAUCACAUUCGACACUCACAAGAUCACAGCAGCAAGCUGUCGCAGAUUCCUACUAUAGGCUCAUAGCCCCUCCCCCUCACUUAUUGCUUAUGUACCUCUAGGGGUAAGGUAGCCACCCUCCUGAACCUACCCUCAGAAACACCACUCUCUCGGCCCUUCCCUUUUAUUCUCAAGACAUAUAUAUCUAUCCCUCUUCUCACUUAAAGUCGGUUGGAAUCUGUGGUACCGUGGGUCAUCAUCACCUCUGGCAUCACCCAACUAUCUAGAAAGACACCCCACUCGGCAUCACUCACCUCCUCUCGAAAUAAUGUCAUCAAGACCAGGUCUCUUCACGCGCGGCCUCUCCGGCCUGUCGCAAAGUAACGAUGCCAGCGUGAGCUCGCCAGCUGCAGAGCGGGAUGACGCGAAGCGCAACUUCCUCAAGACGAUGCGUCCUUUGCCGACGCAGCAUUACUGGAACAUUUGGUUCGAUAGACCUGAUAAGGACCAGCAGGGCAAGUCCGCCGAUGGUAGCUACCACUCGAACUUGGAGAAGCUCGGGUCCACGAUCGAAAGCGUCCAGGAUUUCUGGCGCUACAACAAUAACAUGCCCAUCGAGAACAUCAAGAUGCGCGAGUCCAUCUAUUUGUUCAAGGCCGGAUUUAAGCCUGUCUGGGAAGACCGCCGCAACAUUCUCGGCGGUAGCUGGACCUUCCGCGUCCCCAAGGCCAACGGGGCUGAUUUCUGGACUCGCGUGCAGCUCCUUGCUAUUGGAGAGGAGUUGCAGGAUGUGCUCGAAGAGGGUGACCAAAUCUGCGGCGUAGGCCUGUCGGUCCGCUUCAACGCCCACCUAAUUUCCAUUUGGCACCGUGACGCAUCCAAGCAAAAGUCCGUUGACGCCAUUCUCCAAUUGGUUCUCACCAAGGCCAUCCCGGACGACUUUCCCCCACUCAAGCCGGAUAACUACUUUUACAAGAAGCACUCGGACCAUGCGGGCUUCAACCCCUCGCCGGAGAUGCAGGCUGUUCUGGACUCGCAAAAGGCGAGGGAGCAGCAUGCUGCCGCUGUUGCGAAGGCUCAGGCACAGGCGGCCCAGCAGACGACGGCCCAUCAAGGGAGUCAGAGCCAGCCGGAACCACCCCAGAUUGUUGAGGUGCCGCCUUCGGGCGAGGCAUAAGCUUGGACAAUAGAAUUUGACCGUCGUUGUCAAAGGCGACGACUUUAUCAAUAGUAAGGCUGUUGCUUUGGGGGGUUUCAUGGACAAGGAAAGCGGAGACAAAUGCAAGGAUGCAUCCGAACAGGAAGGAAGAAAGAAGAAAGAACAACAACAGAGACGACGUAAACUGAAUUCUGCGGGGGAAACAGUUACUAAGCAACAAAACCGAAAUGUCCAACUACAAGAUUCAAAUUUGUCUGAUUAUACGGGAGGGUAAAGUUGGUUAAGAUCUGCAUUGUCUUGGGCGUUGGAUCAGUUAGUGUAUUAGUAUGGGGGCACGCUUCUUGAAUACUGUUUCCAGAGAUCCCUCAAGAUAAAGUCAGUCACCUGUAUCUUGGGUCUUAUUUUUCUUACAUGUCAUUGCAUGGAGCCUCUUUGA
Messenger RNA from Neurospora tetrasperma FGSC 2508, 1696 nucleotides. RefSeq lists its product as uncharacterized. Gene Ontology annotation, molecular function: RNA 7-methylguanosine cap binding; translation initiation factor activity. The record is from RefSeq and is a predicted model, not a curated record. The coding region runs from base 430 to 1278 and encodes 282 amino acids. The transcript is spliced from 3 exons. Lineage: Eukaryota; Fungi; Ascomycota; Sordariomycetes; Sordariales; Sordariaceae. Gene Ontology annotation, biological process: translational initiation. Gene Ontology annotation, cellular component: eukaryotic translation initiation factor 4F complex.